Paralichthys olivaceus (Japanese flounder) is the source of this 2444-nucleotide messenger RNA. RefSeq names its product mucolipin TRP cation channel 1a (gene mcoln1a). Gene Ontology annotation, cellular component: plasma membrane; lysosomal membrane. Gene Ontology annotation, molecular function: NAADP-sensitive calcium-release channel activity. The record is from RefSeq and is a predicted model, not a curated record. Lineage: Eukaryota; Metazoa; Chordata; Actinopteri; Pleuronectiformes; Paralichthyidae.
UCUGUUUUGAGCUCCGGCUGCCAGUCACGUGGUGUCGGUCACAUGAUGUGAGCGGAAGUCAGCACCGGCUGUGAGUGUGACAGAGCUGUGGACGGUCCGCUGCUCCACCGUGACGCCCUCAAACCCUUCUACCGCACACACACACAGAGAACAGCCGCUUUGAGCUCCAGCUGCGCGAUCCACUCAUCGUCUUUUAAAAAGUGGACUUCAUGGCCGCGACAGGACUCCAGGACUCUCCAGAGCAAAAAAGCCUGUCCUGCUCGGUGACACACUACGGCUCCACAGACAGCAGCGGCGAGCAUGAGAGCAACAGUCAUGGCAACAACCAUACCAACCAUCAGUGUCCCACAGCAGGAGCAGGUCAAUGGGUCGUGGCUGACCAGGGAGAGGAGGCCCUUCGCAGGAAGCUGAAAUACUUCUUCAUGAGUCCUUGUGAUAAAUAUCACGCCAAGGGCCGCAAGCCAUUUAAGCUGGGCCUGCAGCUGCUCAAGAUCAUCAUUGUCACAGCUCAGUUGGUGCUGUUUGGCCUCAGUAACCAGGUGGUGGUGACCUUCAAGGAGGAGAACACGAUGACCUUCAAGCAUCUCUUCCUCAAAGACUACGAUGAGUCCUCAGACGACUCCUUUGCGGUUUACACGCAGAGGAAUGUCUAUGAUCACAUCUUCUACACCGUGGAGAAGUAUCUGGCCUUACCGGAGACCACAGUGGGACGCUACGCAUACGUGUACGAUGUUGGCGUGAAUGGCAGCGCGCUCUCCCUCUGCCAGCAGUACUACAAGAAGGGACGCAUCGACCCAGCCAACGACACUUUCAAUAUAGACCCCCACAUCUCCACAGACUGUGUAGGUGUGAACCCUCUGUCCAUGCCUCCGUCUUCACUCAGCAGCAGCUACAAGAACUUUACGCUCAAGUUCCACAAGCUGAUUAAUGUCACAAUAGAGUUCCAGUUGAAGGCAAUCAAUAUACAGACCAUCAUUAACAACGAGAUCCCAGACUGCUACACCUUUUACAUAACGAUUGUUCUGGACAACAAGGCGCACAGCGGCAAGGUGAAGAUCCGGUUAGAAAAUCAGGCAUCGAUUAAAGAGUGUAAAGACCCGAGCGUCUCUGGACAGGCUGAGAACUACUCUCGUGUAGCUUUUGACAUCGUGGUGGCUCUGGUGUGCAUGGUGUCACUGCUUCUCUGCGGACGCUCCAUACUGCGAGGCAUCACGCUGCAGCAGGAGUUUGUGCAGUUCUUUAAGGAAACUCUGGAUCGUAAAGUGUGCUGGGCAGACCGGCUGGAGUUCAUUAACGGCUGGUACAUCCUCCUCAUCGUCAGUGAUAUCCUCACCAUUACCGGGAGUAUCAUCAAAAUUGGCAUUGAGUCUAAGAAUAUGUCCUCCUAUGACCUCUGUGGCAUCUUGUUAGGGACCUCCACUCUCCUGGUGUGGGUGGGAGUCAUUCGCUACCUCACGUUCUUCCAGAAAUACAAUAUUCUGAUCAUCACACUGCGAGUUGCGUUGCCCAACGUGAUUCGAUUCUGCCUCUGUGUGGCCGUCAUCUAUCUGGGCUACUGCUUCUGUGGCUGGAUCGUCCUGGGGCCGUACCAUGUCAAGUUCCGCUCCCUGUCCAUGGUUUCGGAAUGCCUGUUCUCCCUUAUCAACGGGGACGACAUGUUUGUGACGUUCGCAGGGAUGCAGGAGAGCAGCACUCUGGUGUGGCUGUUCAGCCAAGUUUACCUGUACACCUUCAUCUCCCUCUUCAUCUACAUGGUGCUGUCGCUGUUCAUUGCUCUUAUCACAGGAGCCUACGAGACCAUUAAGCACCAAACCCAAGAAUCCAUCCACAUCACGGACCUACAGGCCUUCAUAGCAGAGUGUACGGACGCACCAAGCUCUGGGAAGUUCAGGGGUCUGGAAACCUCGCCGUGCUCCUUCUUCUGCUGCUGCGACAGAACAACCACAUAUGAAGACGUCCUGCUGGUGAACUGAGGUAGAUCUCUGUGACCUCGCUAGUUACCCCCUGCUGGCCACAGGGAUACACCGCACAGACUCCUGACGCCAACGUACUGUAUCUGGGUCAGUUUCUUAGCACUCAUCCUCAGGAGGAAUUGCCUUCAGCUGGACCAGCACUCUGUACAAGGAAUAUAUAACACCAGUCUUUUUAUUGGACCUCUUAUUUAACCCUGUCUUCAUUUCCGUGAACUGAAGGACAGGACUUGUCCUCUGUGUGAAGAGGAAGACUCAGCAGCAUCAUGGCUGAUGAAUGCAAAGACAUUUCUCUGUUCCUUGUUGAUAUUCAAAACAAAUCAGUAUUUUUCCCUAUGUAUGUAAUAAUGCACAUGGCUGAACCAGAAGCAGGGACUGCUGUUGGGAUACUAAACAGGUACAGGUUGGGGACUCGCAGAAGUACAAACAUGGUGUUGUUAUUUUUGUGCUUUACUUUUAUAGUCAUUUCAAAGU